AUGACAAGCGAUGAUGAGUUCUUUUUCGACUAUGUAAGCUUCCCCGAGACACGGGCCCCCGCUUCCACAAGUGGAGACAAACCGCUCACGCAUUCAGAAGUUGUCCUGGAUUCCGAACGAUAUUACAUCGACCGUCAUAUUGACCAUGCAGCCUCGAACGUGCGAGAUGCGCUAUCCCGGCAGUUCUGGCUUCCGACAUAUCUAAGACCUCCCUCGAGGUCCAGUCAAAGAAUUCCAUAUUCAUCGCCUCCAGAGACCCCGACCAAUUGUAUAUAUGACUGGGCAUUAGAUCACCGCGCAUGGACGGCUGCAUUAUUGGCAUUUAUCGGGACUGGAGGUCUCUUAAUUUACGGCGCGAGAAAAUUCAAAAUCAAAAAGCGGAAAGCGAGGAAGGCCAGUAACGGCGCCCGGAAAGAAAUAGUUGUUAUUUCGGGCUCGGCGCACGAUGCCAUUACGAGGUCCAUUGCUUGUGACCUCGAACGAAGAGGCUUUAUAGUCUUCAUCACCGUCACAUCCUCCGAAGAAGAACAUGUUGUGGAAAAUGAGGCCCGAGAAGAUAUACGGUCUCUCUGGCUGGAUCUAGCUAAUUCCUUAAUCACCAACCCGCAAGCGCCUAUGCCCGGUGUUCCUCCGCAUACUUGUCAAUUGACUGGGCUCAUCGUAGUCCCUUCAUUGAAAUAUCCCACUGGUCCUGUUGCCACUAUCCCAGCAUCGAGCUGGGCAGACACCAUCAACACUCGCCUAUUGUACCCAAUACUUACAGCGCAAUUAUUCCUCCCUCUUCUUACUAUCAAACACAAUACUAGUUCCAUAGUACUUGUAACCCCUUCUAUUCAAUCCUCUCUCUCAUCUCCUUUCGCAAGCCCCGAGGUUGCUGUAACAAGAGCCCUGUCCGGUUUCGCCGCUAGUCUGCGGCAAGAAUUGCACCUUCUAGAGAAUGGCCACAACGCUAUUGAUGUUAUUGAACUCAAGCUCGGAAAUUUGGAUUUUGGCCGUCAAUUCCGCAAUACCAGCGGGCAAAACAAAGGCACUGAAGUUCUUACUUGGCAGCCACACCAACGUGCACUUUACGGUUCACCGUACCUAUCAAGUAUCGACUAUCGCCUGGGAAGGCCAGCAGGGACCGGGAGCUCGCAUAGAACGCCGGCUAAAGAGUUACAUUUUGCCGUUUUUGAUGCUCUGGCACCACGUCAAAGGAAUAUUUUUGGGCAGCGAAAGAGGAAGCAAGAGGUAGUCUAUGUCGGCCGGGGAUCCAGAGCAUACGCAAUGGCUGGGAGCAUUAUGCCCAAUGUUCUAAUCGGCUGGAUGCUUGGCCUACGUACAGGAUAUUCAGCUUUCUCUUCUGAUGCGGGUUUUGAUGAUGGCAACGGUUACUGGAGCGAGCCGGCGUGGGAAAAGGUCUCCUAG
Molecule: messenger RNA, 1407 nt
Organism: Uncinocarpus reesii 1704
Lineage: Eukaryota; Fungi; Ascomycota; Eurotiomycetes; Onygenales; Onygenaceae
Exons: 4
Coding region: 1-1407 (468 amino acids)
Source: RefSeq, a predicted model, not a curated record